AGAAAUUAUAUUUUUAUUAUUUCGUAAGGCAGUUUUACAUACAUCGAAAAAAGGAAAUGAUGUCACACGGAUCUGCUGGCCUCCUGCUUCUGCUCAGUGUUGUUUCCAUGGCGACCAGUCAAGCUGUGGAUCUCACUAGGUUACCGGAGGCUAAAGGAGAACCUGUGGUGCGGGCAACUGUGUCACAGAUCCGAGAGUCGUGUGCCUUCCAGAACGAUUAUCUCUAUCUGAAGAGGCUGGCUUUUGUGUCCUCGGAGUAUGGCAUGGCUUCUGGAUCAUUUAGACCAAGGUUCCACGGGGGAAUAUGGCAGAUUUCUCGCGAGGACUAUAAACUCACCCGCAACAUGGACAGCAAAUUCUACGAUCUAAUCCAUAAAAAGCUUAACAUCGAAUGGAAAAAGACCAAAUGGAGGGACUUGAGAAAGCCACUCUACUCCGGAAUUGCAGCUAUGCUCACGCUAGAGAGAUUGUCCCCCAUCCCCCGAGAUGCCAAAAGACAAGCAGAAUUCUUCGAAAUCUACUUGUCAGGAAAUGCUACGCUCUAUCUUGACCAGAUAUCUCGCACACAAAGGUCAUGCGACACUAAAGAGCUCGACAUGGCUUUCGUCCUUGAUGGCUCGGGCAGCAUUUCUGCUUCAGAAUUUGAAGAGUCAAAAAAGUUUACAUCGCUCGUUCUCAGAAAUUUCUUAGUGGGACCUGAUUACACCCGCGUGGCUGUAACCACCUACAGUGACCACGUGUUUGAGGACAUUCGAUUUCUUCAAUACAACACAACUGAUUCAGUUCGUAAGGCAGUGUUUACAGUGACCAAAGAGGACGAAUACACCAAGACACACCUUGCCCUUGAGAGCCUGUUAACGUCUACGUUCACCGCACAGGGCAAGUCCCGGAAGGAGGCGGCGAGGAUCGCCGUUAUCCAGACAGACGGGAACUCUGAUGACAGGUCACUCACCUUGAAGGCGGCUGGCAGGCUGAGGGAUGCUGGAGUCACUGUGUUUGCAAUAGCCAGCAUUAUCCAAGACGUGAACACUGCAAACAAAUACAACUGCACGGGAAAAAAGAAUAUCAUGUUUGACGUGAAAAGCAAGACAACAAUUAUGGUGAGUGUGAGCCAAUAG
Molecule: messenger RNA, 1118 nt
Organism: Aplysia californica (California sea hare)
Lineage: Eukaryota; Metazoa; Mollusca; Gastropoda; Aplysiida; Aplysiidae
Exons: 7
Coding region: 57-1118 (353 amino acids)
Source: RefSeq, a predicted model, not a curated record